AUGGUCGUGCAGCUUGGUGGAGAGAAUGACGGAUAUCAAAACUUGAUUAUCGAAACAUUGUUGAAAUUAGGUUCAUAUGGGUGCAGUUGGUGUGUUCCCUCAAAAGUCUCUUCAACUCCAAACGAACACGAGAAUUUGGUUGAAUUUCGUCUGAAGCCAACCGUUUCCAUAACUGUUCUUAGUAAUACUACUGAUCAUCAACAUUUAUCACUAUUGGUCAAUGUUUUGGUGACUGUUGCCCAGUACUAUUCAUUGACACAAAGGUGUACCUGUAGUUGGCGGAAAUUUUUAACACCUGAUGACUUCAUUCGUGCACAGGAAACACCAGUAAAAAAACCAACAGAUCGAGAGAUUGAGGCUAUCCAAAAUUACGGUUUGUUUGAGGGUGAUAUUGAGGGAAUAGACGAUCCCCAGAUGGCCUUCAUGCACGAUCAAUAUGAUGAUUCUUACUAUGGUGAUAUUUUUCGGUUACCGUUCCACAGUGCACUAAAUUUGGCCACAUACCCCGAGAAGAUAUGGCCCGAAGGCAUAAUUCCUUACGAAAUCGAAGAAACGAUGUCAAAAGAUGAACGUGCAGCCAUAGCACAGGCCUUCGAUGAAUACAAACAGAAAACUUGCAUUCGAUUCGUGCCAAAAACAGCAUACGAUUUCGACUUCAUCUAUAUCAAAACCAAUUUCGCUUCAGGAUGUUCGUCAUAUGUGGGUCGUUCUGGCGGUAAUCAGACAGUAUCAUUGGAGGUUGGGAAAUGCUUUACGAAGGGUAUCAUAGCGCAUGAACUAAUGCAUGCGCUCGGCUUUUUUCAUGAACAUUCCCGCACGGAUCGUGAUCAGUUUGUAGAGAUUCUAGAGGAUAACAUCAGACCUGGUUAG
This is a messenger RNA of Anisakis simplex (herring worm), 870 nucleotides long. The record is from the annotation of a GenBank genome assembly. NCBI's taxonomy places the organism in Eukaryota, Metazoa, Nematoda, Chromadorea, Rhabditida, Anisakidae.